AUGUUUUUUACAACAAUAAUAACAAUUCAAAAAUCGUUUACUUCAAUUAAUCGUCAAUGUGCUGAGGAAUGUUCGAGAAAUUGUGAAUCAACUGGUUAUGGACAAGACCAAGUAAGCUGCACAGAUUGUUGUGAAGAAAAUAAUUGUAAUAGUAAUUUUACACUUGAAUAUUAUUAUUCUGUUAUGGGAAGGCAAUUCACAUCUUGGACACGUCCUGUAAAGAAUGAAGCUAAAUUUAAUGAGAAAAAUGGAUUAAAAUUUUUUUAUUAAAUAUUUUUUAAAUUAAAUUCUUUCUAGCUUAAAAUACUCGAAUUUGAGAUACUCUAAUCUAAUUCAAAUAAAUAUACACAAUUCAAUAAAGUUUAUUUUUAAUUAAGGUUUCGUUUAGGUUGGGAACAAGUUUGUUCAAGACAAGCUUGAAAGGUAAAAAACAAAUAAUUAUUUAUAUGGUUAAGGAAUGGCCGGAAGAAGGUUAGAUGAGAAGUUGUAAAACAGAUAAGAAAAUGAAUAUUAUUUAAAAUAAAUGAAAGGAAGUUUAAGAUCAAAAGAAAUGUAUGUUUUGAGGGAAUGUUUUGAAUGAGUUUGGGUAAGGUGAAGUCUUUUAACUGUUUUGUAAAUGUUUUUAAGGUAACUGUUUUAAUGUUUUGA
Molecule: messenger RNA, 648 nt
Organism: Meloidogyne enterolobii
Lineage: Eukaryota; Metazoa; Nematoda; Chromadorea; Rhabditida; Meloidogynidae
Source: the annotation of a GenBank genome assembly